AUGCGUGCACACAACGCCGUAGAGAUGGCCAAAACGGUGCUUGAAGUUGCCGACGUCGCUUGGACCGCCGUUGAAUGCGGCCACCAUCUCUGUCACCAUAAUCCCCCUGCCACCCCCGACAAUAACGCCGACAAUCCUUCUGAUCACGACUUAGAGUCUCUUCAAUCGGAAAAUCGACGCCUCAGGAGUUUGCUUGAUCAGAAUCUUAAGCUUCUUCAUAACCUCUCCGAAUCAAAUUCAUUCAUCAACAAUUGCCCUCCCGAUUUGCACGUGCGAUUAGCUGCUACGGUGAGGUCCGAUGAGUACUUGACUCGGCUCAAGUGUCUACAAAAGGAAACUGCUAGUGGUGGAAAUCAAUUUCCUUUUAAGGAGGCCACUGAGGUUGAUUAUCGAUCCGCUGAUAUUUUAAUCAAUGUGGACGCUAAAGAGCCGAGUUGGUGGGUUUGGGUUGCUGAUGAGACGGAUCCGGUUAAUUUUGAGGAAUGUAGUGGAAUUGAUGAUGAGAGUUACUUGAUCAUCAGUGAGGAACAUGUGGUUGAUGGAGUUGCUAACUUUAUGGCAAGAUGCAUUAUGUCAAACCCGAAAGCCCUGAAGUUGUCACCAGAGGAAUUACAGGAAAAUCUGUCAAAAGCAUUUGCUGGUACAAGCAAACUGGAAAAGAUUUUAGAUAUUUGGAAUGCUGGGAAGUUGUUUUAUACGCUUUCUACCUGGGGGCUUGCUUUGGCAGGGCUGUACCAAAGCCGUUCAUUGAUAAAAGUUGCAGCAAAGGGUGUUCAUUCAGGCGGUAAACUCGCUCUCAAGUUGAAGGCUCUAAAGAUGGCUGCUCCAUGA
Messenger RNA from Lathyrus sativus (Indian pea), 831 nucleotides. The record is from the annotation of a GenBank genome assembly. NCBI's taxonomy places the organism in Eukaryota, Viridiplantae, Streptophyta, Magnoliopsida, Fabales, Fabaceae.